Schistosoma turkestanicum is the source of this 711-nucleotide messenger RNA. Lineage: Eukaryota; Metazoa; Platyhelminthes; Trematoda; Strigeidida; Schistosomatidae. The record is from the annotation of a GenBank genome assembly.
CUGGAGGUGAGGGCGCAGAAAUAAAGUAGUUUACUUUAAAUCAUAAUUAGGGUAUUGAAUUUCUAAUGUAUACUGACCUUGCUCCUUUUGGAGCUAUCGACAAAUUUACACGUUAAUUAGUAGCAUGGAAAACCAACCGACGAAACCAAUUGCUGUGAAGAAAGUUACUGUUAAGGACUUAUCUCAAAUACCGUCUAACCAUGGUACAACUCCAGGUGGGACUUUAUUCAGUACUACUCCAGGUGGCACUCGUAUAAUAUAUGAACGGGAUUAUAUUCUUAAUUGUCGUAAUUCACCGAUUGCUCGAACUCCUCCUCCUGAUAUGACAUAUAUACCAGAAAUAACUUCUCCCACUUUAAAUAAAGAUAAACUUAUUCAUCCUUGUAAUGGUCAUACAGUGAAAGAUUCUCCAGUAAAUAUGCCUGAAUCAACAUCUGACGAUCAUAACAAGCCCAGUAAAGGUGAUGAAGCGCCAUUUGAAAUGGAUAUUUAAAUCACCAAAAAAACCCAAAUAAUAAACUUAUUAUUCUCAAUAAGAAUGAUAUCAAUCUUGUUACUGUGUAUUUCUGUUCAUAACACAUUUGUAAUACAGAUAUUCUCUAUUCUUCUUUUUCCCCCCGUAUAUGCCGCACUAUUAUUAUUACUAUUAUUAUCAUUGUACCGGUUUAAAUCAACCUGAAGACAAAUAUAUAAAUAUAUACAUAUUUCUGU